Molecule: messenger RNA, 5784 nt
Organism: Zalophus californianus (California sea lion)
Lineage: Eukaryota; Metazoa; Chordata; Mammalia; Carnivora; Otariidae
Gene: CARF
Product: calcium responsive transcription factor
Exons: 15
Coding region: 481-2661 (726 amino acids)
Biological process (GO): regulation of transcription by RNA polymerase II
Cellular component (GO): nucleus
Molecular function (GO): RNA polymerase II cis-regulatory region sequence-specific DNA binding; DNA-binding transcription factor activity, RNA polymerase II-specific
Source: RefSeq, a predicted model, not a curated record
AGGUCUUUGUUUCAGUAGUAGUUAAGGAAUGUGAGUUGCAACAAAACCAUAGUCCAAACACCUAAUUUUAGAUAAGGAAACUGACACAGAUUAAGUCACCUACUCCUGGACACAUGCAGUUAUCUAUAAAGACCUAAUCUUUAGUUUUCUUCAGCUGAGUUAGUUGAUGGUUCUACUGUACCGGGAUGGUAAUGGCUAUUUUAUAAUAAAACCUGGAUAACAAAAUCUAGUCGUUUUCUUUAUGUGUAGGAAAAGAACAUAUACUUUGAAUACCUUCUCAUUACAGAAAAAAUGCUGCUGUGAAGACAUAACUAUAGCUCUCACACAACUAUCAUGAUUUAGUGCCCCCCAAAGGAAGAACUUAAGUGGACAAGAGAGGGCAUUUCUGGGAAUGGUAGAAUGCUUGAGGCCUGAAUUUAAAUUUGAGCUACUACCUGAAGCUAUUAAAUAAUAGAAGAAAAUGGAAUUGAAUAUACCAGCAUGGAACAAUCUAAUGAUUCGCUAAGAGUCAACCAUAAUGAUUCUGAAGAAUCAGAAACAGAUUCUCAGGUAUAUGAGCAUCUAACCUGUAUGGACUCCAGGGAUCCUUCCUUUGGACAGAAUGGUUCUCCUAGAGUUUUACCCAUCACCUCUCAUGAAGCAGAUAAUUCACUCACAUCACAGAAUAUACCAGGGGCCCUGACUCAGACACAGACUCUUUCUGCAGAACACUUCCAUCUAGUGGACCAAAAUGAGCAGCCUAUUCAAUAUGAACUCCAGUCAUUGGGGGAUUCUAAUGCACAAAUGAUGAUUGUUGCCAACCCGUCAGAAAAUGGACAGGUGCUACGUGUAAUUCCAUCUACCCAGACAGGAAUGGCACAAGUGAUUAUACCUCAGGGGCAGCUUGUGGAUGUGAAUAGUCCUCGGGAUGUCUCUGAAGAGAAACCCAGUGAUAGAAAUUUACCAACUGUAAGAGUGGAUGUUCUAGCGGAUAAUACCAGUAAUUACACUCUUCAUCCACAAGCAUCUGUCACAUUACCCAAAAAGACAGUGGCCAGAAUGCUUGAAGAACCGUUUCUGGCUCCUCUCCAGCCACUUUCUUCUAAUACACCUAUGUGGGCCUGCCGUCUUAGGAGCUGUGAGAAAAUUGGAGAUUCAUACCGUGGCUACUGUGUAAGUGAGACUGAAUUAGAAAGUGUCCUAACAUUUCAUAAGCAGCAAACACAGAGUGUUUGGGGGACCCGCCAAUCUCCAAGCCCAGCCAAGCCAGCUACACGCUUGAUGUGGAAAUCUCAGUAUGUCCCAUAUGAUGGAAUCCCAUUUGUCAAUGCAGGGAGUAGAGCCGUGGUAAUGGAGUGUCAGUAUGGGCCAAGAAGAAAAGGUUUCCAGUUAAAAAAAAUCAGUGAGCAGGAGAGCAGGUCUUGUCAGCUCUACAAAGCCACUUGUCCAGCCCGGAUUUACAUUAAAAAAGUACAGAAGUUUCCUGAAUAUAGAGUUCCCACAGACCCCAAAAUUGACAAGAAAAUAAUCCGAAUGGAGCAGGAAAAAGCCUUUAACAUGCUAAAGAAGAACUUGGUAGAUGCUGGCGGUGUUCUUAGGUGGUAUGUCCAGUUACCUACAAAGCAAGCUCAUCAGUAUCAUGAAUUAGAGACUUCCUGCCUCCCUUUGCCACCUUCCCCUUUUCCUAUGUCUUCUCUUGAAGAAGAGGAAACAGCAAUUAGGGAUGAGAAUUGUGCAUUACCCUCACGUCUGCAUCCUCAAGUAGCACAUAAGAUUCAAGAAUUAGUGUCACAGGGAAUAGAACAAGUAUAUGCAGUAAGGAAACAGCUAAGAAAAUUUGUAGAAAGAGAACUAUUUAAACCUGAUGAGGUGCCUGAGAGACAUAAUUUAUCCUUUUUUCCAACUGUAAAUGAUAUUAAAAAUCACAUCCAUGAGGUACAGAAAUCCUUGAGAAAUGGAGAUAAUGUGUAUAACUCAGAGAUUAUUCCAGCAACGCUUCAAUGGACUACAGAUAAUGGGCAUAUUCUCAGAGAGACUGUGACAGUUACAUUUGCAGAAGGAAAUUCACCAGGGGAAUCAAUUAACACCAAAGUGGAAACAAAUCAGACAACGGGUUCUUUGUCUCCAGAGCCAGCCCACUUGCUUUCUUCACUUUCCUCAUUUCAACCAAAAAUAUUUACACAACUACAGGGUUUGCAGUUGCAACCAAGAUUCACUUCUCCUGAUGGAUCAACGGCUCCGGUAUCAGUAAAUAACCACCCUUCCUCCAGUCCUUCAAGACUUCUGGAUUCAUUAGAAAGUACUGUAAUGAAUAAUAAUUCUCUACUGCUUGGUCAAAGUCAUAGUCUUCAAACAGAUACAUGCCUAACCCCAAACAAUAGCAUUAUUGCCUCUACCAUGGGUAGCCUUCCGGGACCAGAUCAAAAUCUGGCUGCAGUGGACCAGCUGGUGGAAGUUGGAGAUGUUGAGGAUACAGAGAAUAUGGAAGGAAGUGUUCAUCAGAUUCUGCUGGGAAAUGUGCAGACCAUCCCAAUACAGAUUAUAGAUAGCCACCCAGCUAUUAUUGAAGAAAAUCCAGAAGGUACCAUUUCUGUGAGCCAAGUUAAGCAAGAACCCAAAGAACCAGCAUUGUCUAUGGAAGCAAAAAAAAAUUUGGACUGUAAGAAAUUAUCUGCCACAUAAAUUAUUGAAGCUUUUCAGAAUUUACAACUUGGGUAACUUCUGAUGUCAUAAAAAAGAAGGUGAAUAUUGUCAAAGUGCAGCAUUGUGAUAAAUGGACUGAAGACUAGUUCAAUGAGCAACUUUGAUUUAAAACUGAUAUGUUUGUUGCCAAGUCUAUAUUUUUGGAAGCUAUUUUAUUGCUCUCAUUUUGUAUAAUUCUUAUGCUUUUUGAUUAUCUGAUGAGGCCAGUAUUUCAAAAGAUCAUCUGAAUUUAUUCAUGACAAUAUAGUCUGAACACAAAUAGUUACCUAACUCAUCCCUUGGAAAUAUCCAAUUUGGGUUCUGAAAAGACAAAAACAACAAAAAAUAGUGUGUGAGUGUGUGUGUGUGUGUGACUGUAUGUAUGUGUGUUGACUUUUUUAAAAGUUAUAAAAGAACUUAUUUCCUCUUUAAAGUUGUGAAGAAAUUCUUUAUAUUAGCAGACAGGUGAGAGAUUAUUUGUAGUCUGUCGCAUUAGGAAAGAUAAAACAGUAGUAGAUUUGAAUCAUAACAUGAAGCCCAGCAUUCACAUCUGUGGAAACUGUAGUUGCAAUUUGGCUUCUUCCAUUAUAGUUUUUAUACCUAAAACUACAAACCAAUAGCAUACUAAUGAUCAUCUAAUAGAAAUUUAAAGUGUCUUGGUAAGUACUCAGAAUUUUAAUUUGAAUUAAUCAGAUAAGCAACAGAAAUAAAUGUAUAUUGCAUGGGUUUAUAUAGUAUUGUAGGUAAAGCACUACUUAUGGAUAGGAAAAUGUAGAAAUUGAGAGAAUUCAGAAAGAAUAAUAGACUUCCCCUGGUGUUUACAGAUGAUUUGGGGGACUUUUUGAUAUCAGCAGAGGAUUUUUUUUUCCUAUUUUGUAUUGAAGAUUCAGCUCUGGAUGGAAAGGAAUUUGAGUUGUAUUUAUUUUUCUAUGCCAGAGUUCUUACUGAAUUGGUGGUAUUAGAAUUUAUAGUAUUUCAAGGUAAGUAUUUGUAGUUAAAAAAUUAGUUCAUAUUUAAAACUUUAAAACAACUAUGUGUACAUAUGUUUGCUUGUUGAGUAAGUAUAUUUACUCCAAAUACUGAAUAGGUACUGAUCACUAUAUUCAUUGUAAGCUUCUGUUUUCUGGAAGGUUGAUAAACUAGAAAUGUCUAUUAUAAAUGGUCAAGAAGUCAAUGUAAAGGCUUUUUUUCACCCCAGGGACCAUGUGUGGGUAUAUUUAAAAUUUUAUUUUAAAGUAAUAAGGAUUUCAAAUGGAUAUUAAUGUUUAAUAUUCAAUGCAUAAUGAAAUAUAAUAUGAAAUUUAACCUUAAUAUUUUAUAUGAAUAUGAGUCAUUUUGGGCUUUCUAAGUCCAGUCUCCCAUUCUUAAUUCACUUUAAUUGUUGCAGGUACACAGCAUGUAUCUAAGUAUAAAGCAUUGUUAUAUUAGAAGUGAGUGGAACUCUAAUAAAAGACCUUGCUCUUUAGAUUUAUACCCUAUUUAAUAUAAAAUGUAUUAUUUAUACCCCUAUUAAUGCAAAGUUAAUAUUCAAUUACAUAUAUGAUUUUUAGUUAGAAUAGCUAAUUAUUCUAAGAUUUGAAAAUAUUUGAUGUCCACAUUUUCACACAGGCUGCCAAAUCUGAUUAUGUUACUCUAAGUUAAACACAGCUCUUAGUUACCUCAAACCCAGAUUUCUCUUAGUCUGUGUGUACUUAAAGGGUAUAAGUCUAAAUUUAUAGUUUAGUAUUACAUUUUAGGUAAUAUUCUUUUCAUUUGUUAUUUCUAGUUUUUAUGGAAAUUGUUUUCAAGAUUUUAAGUAAUCUUCACUUUUCAUUAAUGGCAAUAGCUUAUUAAAUAUUUUACCAAUUGAACCAUAUUCCUUUGGAGACAUUCUUUUCUUUUUUGAUGUUGAGUUGUUAAGGAGAAAUGCUUGUUAAGAUACAAACUCUAGUGAGUUACCUACGAGGAUGAGAGAUGUUAGAGGAUUCAGACUUUGGCACUUGAUCAAGAACAAAACAUAGUUGAAAAAUAUUUCUCUCACUUCAUUCUAUGUGAAUGUCUCUUUCUGGUACUGAUUUUUGUUUUUGUUUUUGUUUUUAUUUUUGUUUUUUAUGAGGACAGAAAGUCACAGUGCAUCCUCCUCACAAACAAAAAGCAAAAUUAAAAAAGAGCAUUGAAGGAAGGUUUAAGUCCCUAAUUGUAUACUCUUUUGGUUUUUAGGUAGAAACUGGAACUAUCAAUAUUUUCAUGUAAGUAUUUCAAUGAGUAGCUCUUUAAAAAUAGUUUCUAAAUUUUUAAAAAUUCAUUUGUCCUCUAAAUGCAUGUUCAGUCGCAAUAUACCAGUAUUGUAUUUUAAAGGUGCUUAGCAUCGCUUUUUAAUAAGUAUGUUUACAUAUUUUAAAUAUUCAAUUAUUUUUUAAAUGCACAGGGUAUUAAAUACAAGUGCAUAAAAUUUUCAGUAUCUGUAUUUGGCAUUCUCCUAACAGCUCCACAGCAAACUUUGAUAUGUGCUCUUUUGUGUCGUGUAUUACAAGGUGUAAUAUCUGUAGUAGUGAGUUGGACAUUCAAAAUAAGCAGUUAGAAAUUCAUGAUUACAGCUGAGCUUUUUUCAUCAUUGUGGUUUUCAUGUUCCAAAGCCUCCCAGUGAACUUUAUAUAUACUACAGUGAAUUAAAGAUAAAUACCACCAUGGUGGGCUUUUUCCUCAAUAUUGAUUUUCUCCAUAAGCAGUUAACAUGCUUAAAAGAAAAAGCUUUUAUACAAAGUACCUUAUCUUAUCCAAGGUAAAUGUUUUCUAAAAGUCACAAAAUAAUAGAAAACAGAUUUUAGAAGCUGGUCCUGCUUCUGAGUUUCUGAUUUUGAGGCCCACCAGCUUGUGUUUCAUUUUUACAUCCUGUCAAAAUACAUACUUAAUCAUGUGAGUAUGUGAAAGAUGUCAUUUAAUUUGUACCAGGUUUUUUAAAAAGUUUUAAAAUGUGUGUAUAUAUAUAUAUAUUGUAACUUAAUGUAUAGUGUCCUUGUUAUAAUGUAAUUUUUUUCAUUAAAAGUCCUAUGUUAUUUUUUUCUUAAACUUGUUAGUUUUCUUUUUAUACUUUUUCUGGGGAUAGUGGUAGUUUUGUUCAUCUUAAAGCUGUUGAAUAAACAC